AUAAAUCAGCUACUAAUAUAUUUAAUCAUAUUAGUAGUAGUUAAUACUUUAGUAGGUAUUUAUUUUAAUAAUUAUAAUGUAUACUCGUGUCACAACAAUUGUCUGUGCCUUUGCAGUUUUAACCCCAAUCACCGCCCAGUAUUAUGACUACUCCGAACCCCCCAUCGUGGCCUUCACAAAAACGCUAGUCAACCCAGAAGGUUGCCCCAUAUCCAUCACUUGCACCUGCCCCAUCGCACCAUCCGGACUUUCCCUGACAUCUGACUUAGGUAUGCAGGGCGAGUUAGACGUUACCGGCUCCAUGCCGUUCCUAACCGCCGUGCAGAUGCAAGGGACCCUACCAUCGACAGGGCGAGCUACUGUUGAGUAUGGGUGUGGGAAUACAGUAUCUAUAACACAGGAGACGGGUAACCCUUGCGGGCCAAAUGCGAAGUUCGCGGGCGGGUUGACUAAUGCUGAUCUUGCUUUAGUCAGAUGCUAAAUAUUUUUUUAAUUUAAAAAAUGACUAGUAUUUAGUCAUGUAUUAAGUAAUUUUAUUUAUUCAUACAAUAAGUUACAAAUUAAGUCUAUUAUAUAAAGUUAAGUGAUAUUAAAAUAACUAUUUAAAACA
Molecule: messenger RNA, 610 nt
Organism: Leguminivora glycinivorella
Lineage: Eukaryota; Metazoa; Arthropoda; Insecta; Lepidoptera; Tortricidae
Product: chorion class B protein M2410-like
Exons: 2
Coding region: 77-481 (134 amino acids)
Biological process (GO): chorion-containing eggshell formation; multicellular organism development
Cellular component (GO): egg chorion
Molecular function (GO): structural constituent of egg chorion
Source: RefSeq, a predicted model, not a curated record